This is a messenger RNA of Cynoglossus semilaevis (tongue sole), 2283 nucleotides long. RefSeq names its product K(lysine) acetyltransferase 7b (gene kat7b). Gene Ontology annotation, cellular component: chromatin; histone H3-K14 acetyltransferase complex; nucleus. The record is from RefSeq and is a predicted model, not a curated record. Gene Ontology annotation, molecular function: transcription coregulator activity; zinc ion binding; chromatin binding. The transcript has 14 exons. The coding region runs from base 294 to 2000 and encodes 568 amino acids. Lineage: Eukaryota; Metazoa; Chordata; Actinopteri; Pleuronectiformes; Cynoglossidae. Gene Ontology annotation, biological process: regulation of transcription by RNA polymerase II.
GACUUCAAAGGAAAACUAUAUAAAAGAAGUUUCAUCUUUAAACGUAAACUUCACUCUCUGUUAGCAGUAAAAGACGAAGGUGGUAGUUGUGCUAAUGCUAAAUGCUAUAUGCGUCCAAGGUUUUCCCUCGACUAAUGUCGUUGCUCUGUUCUUCUGAUCAGUCUUACUUUUCUAUAUAUAUACUGUUAUAUCGUGUUAGUUCCAAUUAUAGCAGUUGCAAUUCCUCCGUCUCUGAUCAAUAAAGUUCAGUCUAGUGUAACAGUUAGCUAAGUCGUUAGCUGAGUUCCUAGCUCAUGUUUAGCUGUCACCUUCAAUCCCAACAUAUAUUCAUGGGGCAGAUUCUAAGUAAAAGACACAUAGCUGGUAGUGGUUCAGAUGGAACUGAAGACUCAGACUCUUCUGCUGAAAGAGAGCAGACCAAUAGCUCUGAAAGCGAUGGGAAUGUUCCUAAGAGACAGCGUCUUACCAGAGCCUCUACACGCCUCAGCCAAAGCUCUCAGGAUGCUGUGGAUGGGAAACGCGCAGCAGACCAUGAUGAAUCUCCACCACUGACGCCAACAGGAAAUGCUCCAUCGUCUGAGUCUGAGCUGGACAUCUCCAGCCCCAACGCCUCUCAUGAUGAGAGUCAGUCCAAAGACCAGGCCAGUAGAGACUUGGACAAAGACAUGUCCCAUCGACCCAAGCGACGGCGCUGUCAUGAAACGUACAACUUCAACAUGAAGUGUCCCACACCAGGCUGUAACUCUAUGGGUCACUUGACAGGGAAACACGAGCGUCAUUUUGCUGUGUCAGGCUGCCCACUUUACCACAAUCUCUCUGCAGACGAAUGCAAAGUGAAAGCUGUGACUCGUGAGAAGCAAGAAGAGGAGAUGAAAGGGCACGAAGAAAACAACUCGCGGCACGCAACACGGCAUCAGACACCAACACCAAAACAGAGCAAAUACAAAGAGCAGGUGGCUGAGAUGAGAAAGGGGAGGAACUCUGGUCUACAGAAGGAGCAGAAAGAGAAGCACAUGGAACAUCGUCAGACCCAUGGGAACACCAGAGAACCUCUGCUGGAGAACAUCACCAGUGAAUACGACCUGGAGCUGUUCAGGAAAGCUCAAGCCCGAGCAUCGGAAGACCUGGAGAAGCUGAGGAUCCAGGGUCAAAUCACAGAGGGCAGCAACAUGAUCAAAACCAUCCUGUUCGGCCGCUAUGAGCUGGACACCUGGUACCACUCGCCGUACCCCGAGGAGUACGCACGGCUGGGCCGACUGUAUGUCUGUGAAUUCUGCUUGAAGUACAUGAAGAGUCAGACCAUCCUCAGGAGACACAUGGCCAAGUGUGUGUGGAAACACCCUCCAGGGGAUGAGGUUUACAGGAAAGGCAACAUCUCAGUGUUUGAAGUGGAUGGAAAAAAGAACAAGAUCUACUGUCAGAACCUGUGUCUAUUGGCCAAACUCUUCCUGGACCACAAAACCCUGUACUACGACGUGGAGCCGUUUCUAUUCUAUGUCAUGACGGAGGCUGACAACACAGGCUGUCACCUAGUGGGAUACUUCUCUAAGGAGAAGAACUCCUUCCUCAACUACAAUGUGUCCUGUAUCCUGACGAUGCCUCAGUACAUGAGACAGGGCUUUGGAAAGAUGCUCAUUGACUUCAGUUACCUUCUGUCCAAGGUGGAAGAGAAGGUGGGUUCUCCAGAGCGCCCUCUAUCAGACCUGGGUCUCAUCAGCUACAGAAGCUACUGGAAGGAAGUUCUGCUGCGAUACAUGUACAACUUCCAGGGCAAAGAGAUUUCAAUCAAAGAGAUCAGUCAGGAAACUGCAGUAAAUCCUGUGGACAUUGUGAGUACGCUGCAAUCUCUGCAGAUGCUGAAGUACUGGAAAGGCAAACACCUGGUAUUAAAGAGACAGGACCUUAUUGACGAGUGGAAGGCCAAGGAGGUGAAACGAGGAAACAGCAACAAAACCAUUGACCCUACUUCACUAAAAUGGACACCUCCCAAAGGAACAUGAGCAGCAGGAGCAGCUCCCAACUGAACCAGACUAAAGUUAACUGAACUUAACUUGAACCUUCAGCCACAAACAGCCUUCACCUUAAACUGUCCACUAAAAUCAGUAUUUUCCUUUUUUUGGAGGCUUUUUUCUGUUGUGUGUCAUUAAACCAUUUUUGUACUUUUAUAUAUUUUGUUUUAGUUUUCAUUAAUACUUGGAACAUCAAACUAAAUGUUAGAAACACAUUUGUUGAAAAACAAAACAAAAAACAACCAAUAAAUAUUUUGAGAACUUUAAAACAGAA